Molecule: messenger RNA, 1075 nt
Organism: Punica granatum (pomegranate)
Lineage: Eukaryota; Viridiplantae; Streptophyta; Magnoliopsida; Myrtales; Lythraceae
Source: RefSeq, a predicted model, not a curated record
AGGCGAUGACGCGGCCUUUAUAAAACUGCCGGGUGGUUCGCUGGGGCCAGUGAUGGGCGCACGGUAGCAAACGUCAUGCUCAUUUCUCUAUCCUGCGCCUUCGUGCUCAGUACGCCGGAGUCUCCCUCUUCCCGAGCUCGGGUUAUUCAAAUCCGAUCAGUCUGGUGAAGUUUCAGUUCCGUCAGAGAGUCGACAUAGAGAGAAAGAGAGGAGAGAUGGCGGAGGCUGAGGCGACGCGGAUAAUGGCCGAGGCGACGCGGAUAAUGGUAGGGGUGAACCAGUCGACGAUCAAGGGCUACCCGCACGCUUCCAUCAGCAGCAGAGGCGCCUUCGAGUGGACUCUCCAGAAGAUCGUCCGCUCCAACACAUCCGGCUUCAAGCUCCUCUUCCUCCACGUCCAAGUGCCCGACGAAGACGGCUUUGAUGACAUGGAUAGCAUAUUUGCAUCCCCUGAUGACUUUAAGAGAAUGGAGAGGAGGGACAAGGCUAGAGGACUCCAUCUGCUGGAGUACUUUGUUAACAGAUGCCAUGAAGUGGGGAUAAGCUGUGAAGCCUGGAUCAGGAAGGGAGAUCCUAAGGAAGUAAUCUGUCACGAGGUGAAACGAGUGCAGCCUGAUCUUCUUGUUGUGGGAAGCAGGGGCCUUGGUCCUUUUCAGAGGGUGUUUGUUGGAACUGUAAGUGAAUUCUGCGCAAAGCAUGCUGAGUGCCCAGUCAUUACCAUCAAACGCCGAGCAGACGAGGCUCCUCAGGACCCUGUCGAUGACUGAUUCUCAUUUUCUCCACUCUAUGGCCUACAAGUCCAUCUGCAGUAGUGGAUUUUUAGGGAACCGCUUGCUUGGUUUAGGGAACUUUAGAUUCGUACAUCCGAGUUUCCAUGUAUGUCAAACAUAUUGUCCAUAUUAUCAUUGGAUUCAUACUUCCAGUGAGGUUGCUGCUUCUGUUCUGGCAGUAGUUCACAUUUCAGAAAAAUUUAGAUGGAUCAUAUUUUCUAGCAACAGUUGUGUGGGGGGUCUAUAUCAUGCCUCUUGGACCAUCUGAUUUAAUGUGAAAUUGCGUAAUGUCUGUGCAGUAUAAA